Oreochromis niloticus (Nile tilapia) is the source of this 4830-nucleotide messenger RNA. RefSeq lists its product as uncharacterized. NCBI's taxonomy places the organism in Eukaryota, Metazoa, Chordata, Actinopteri, Cichliformes, Cichlidae. Bases 1450 to 2442 code for a protein of 330 amino acids. The transcript has a single exon. The record is from RefSeq and is a predicted model, not a curated record.
AGCGCAAGAGUAAAGCACGAGGGAGGUGCUAAUAAUCGGCUCAGUCAUUUUUAAUGAUCGUUGAAAACCCAGAUCGUAAUCUAGAUUAAAAUUCGAUUAAUUGAGCAGCCCUACUUAGAGCUGUAUAAUAACCUCAAAAUAUACUUUUCCUUAAUAUGACCUUAAUAUAUUCACGUCAGGCUCACAGCUCUGACUUGGCACAAUAGCCCCACCGAAAAGCAGCAGCCAAUCAGAAGGAGGUCAGCCUAAUGGGAAUCCUACACUAGAAACAAGCAUUUAAGAUGAUCACUUAAAGGUCCUCAUCCUCCUCGUCUUUGCACAAGCACAUUGCUACAUUUCUUGUCACGUUGCCACUGCCAGUUGUCACAGCUGUAGUAGCAGGUUGUACGCAUUGUUUCACAAAGAUAAAGAGGCCCAGACAUGAAGGUUACCGGUGCUCAAAAACUCUACAGAACAAAUUUAGCAGCAUUUCUGAUUAUUCUCCCUCCUGCAGUAAUGCACAAGGGGGAGCAUCUCUGCUCUUUAUUUGCAUACAUAUCAAGAAGCCCCCCCACCGGCAGAAAACCCACCAGUUAUGAUGAACAUGACAUUAAGUCAGCAGUGACAUAAAUGGGAGAGGUGGAAUGGAGGUGGUUUGCAAAGCAGCUUGCAGGUAUAAAACAGUUGGAUGACUCGUGCUGCUUAAAAUGCAGGUCCAGUUUGAGUUUAGCCAAUCGGAUGUGCAGAAGGGCAUGAGAUGAAUCUGCAUCCUCAUUCGCUACAUAUGCAACUAUAAAUAGUACCAUCUCCUCUCUGGUCAGGCCUUGUGCUCUUCAUUGAAACCCUGACCCCACAGCACACACACACACUGACACAGCUGUAGCUUAGAUGUCUCUAAAAUACCAGCUUUUGUCAUUUCCUAAAUACUAAAUUUACAUUCAUGAGACCAUGAACGACUUGAUUCAGGUUUGUGCUUCCCUGACUUGGUGAUUAUACCGUACACUGAAGUUAGUUUAAUUACUUUUCCACAUUAUUAAAACCACACGUUAUCUUGAUAUGAUCAACUUCCUGUGAUUCUGUAUAUAUUUUUUAUCAAUUCUAUCCCAUGUGCCCUUUGUCUGUACUCUACUGUGAAUCGCAUAUAUGACCACUGUCCUGCAUGACAGACAUCAUGUUCCUGAGAAUGACACCUCAAAUGUGAGACUGGGAUUUUGGUGCAGACUACUCAACCGAGUGGUCCUAUAUGAAACAAAGGUGUAGCAUUAGAGGAAACAUGUUGCAUUGCACUGAGUGUUGUGUGAUGUGUUUCAUUGUGCCGCUUUGUAGCUGCGGUGUUCAGCAUUCCUCUAUCACUUUUAUUUUGGAAGCCCCUUCCCUUGUUUUUUUGUUCUUUUUUUUGUUACACCUUUUUGCAUUCGUGUCAGAUCUCUCCUCCUUCCUGGCCCCUUGUUGUACCACCCGUACUGUUUGAUGCAUGCAUCUAUAACGGAUGCACCAAGUGAUCUUGACUGUCCCACAGGAGAUUGGAAGAGAUAUGAAGUGGAUGAAGCUCACAGAUGGCAAAAACACUCACAGGAAGACAACCAGAACCAGAACCACACUGCUGCAGCUCCCAUAGCGAAUGGUCACUACUUGGCAAUGGUCCCGGGCAACAGGAGGCCUAUUGAUCCGACUCUUGCCGCCCAUUUCGCCAAAAUUGCUCCCCCUCCAUCUUUGACCAGUGCCGCCGCUGACAGUCGCACUGGCGGAGAACAGCUGAAGAGGCUGGAGCAACACCAGGAAAAGCUGAGAGAGAUGCAGCAGCGCCAGGCGCAGGAGAGGCAGAAGAGGCAGUGGCUGGAGGAAGAGCGUCUGAGGCUGGAGCAACAGAAGCAGCUGGAGAAGCAGCGCAGGGAGCUCCUCCAGCUGCAGCUGCAGCAGCAACAGCAGGAGCACCGCCACCGUAGGCAGGUCCUGCAGUGGCAGCUGGAGCUGGAGCAGCAGUACCGCAUGCAGCAGAAACAGAUCCAGCAGCAACAGCAGCUCAGGAGGAGCCCAACCGGAGUGAUGCUCUCCCCUUCCUCGGGGCUCUGUACCAUCUAUGAAGCCAUGGAAACUAGUGACGAAGAGGACGAGGCCAGAGGGGAGGCGGGAAGGAGGGGGCGGUCCCCCCACCGGCAGCAGCAGCUGCGCCCGGUGCCCCCACAGGAACUGGAAUGGAAUAAGAAGGUGGACAUGGUCCAGCAGCUCAUCAACCAGACCUUGGUGCUGUCUGGUGAUACAGACUGCCCUCCGCUCCUCCUCCUCCCUGUGGGGACCGGGGGAACCCUAAGCCCAAUGGAGAGCAGCAUGUGGCCCAGUUUGUUUCCCCAGUUCAGCCCUCCUACCGCUACAGUCACAUCUGUCAGCAGCUACUCCCCAGACAGCCAGGGCAGCUCCCCAAUCAGUGACUGGACCGUGGUCGAGGUGGAGACCCAUCACUGAACAAGGGAGGCGGAGAAGCACAUCAAUGAACUGGUGCGAGGAACAGUUUCACAUAUUUACGAAUAUCUGUUUUUAAUUUUUGGCACGGGGUUAGGUGAGAAGAUUGAUACCACUCUCACUGCUGUUCAGCUCAGUCGAACCACAGAUAUUAUAAGAAAUUGAAAUCUACUGGCAAAGAUGGAGGGAAAUGUAUCCAAAUAAGCUCACAAAUAAAUCUGUAUGGAAGCAAAGCACAAAGACGACAACUGACCUUUAUUUGAUGGGGUUAAACGGUCCCCUCCUGUGUGAUGAACUGCUGACACCAGGAUUUGGUGUGGAUUUCUGGAGGCUCUGAGUUCAUGUGAUGAGGUUCACCGAUGGGAGGGGCUUGGAAUAGAAAUAGGAGAGCUGCAGAAAGCAUUUUCUAGAUACAGCCACACACCAGAGCCAAAAGGAUGAUAUUGAUCUACUCGUCUAAUGCUGUGCCAAAAUCUCACGCUGUUAUUCAUGAGCAGCAUGCAUCAUACGACUGAACUCUCACAGAUCUGAUCUGCUUGUUUUAAUGUGCCAUCGUUACUGAAGCCAUACAAGAAUUUUACGGAUAAGCCGGAUACUUGAUUUAACCAUAAGACCAUACCAACUUGGCUUUCAACAGAUUUCAUUACUUGUAGUAGAACAUAUUCACUGUAGAUGACCCCGUGUAAUUGAUUACUGUAACCCAGACAUGCAUACUGUCAUACUGUCGCCUCACAUUAGAGCAUGUUCUCCUUACCAGAAGCACUUAACAUCUGUCCUCAGCUGUCUUACUCUGAAAUGCACUGGAACUACUUUAGCCCUGUUGUCUCUUGUGUCGUGUGGGGGCAGCGCUCCACUUUGUUGUCUCUUUUGUAUCCAGACCAAACACUGGUCGCUCUCUCAAACGAGAGACUGAGCUAUGACAAAUUGCACUGAUUUCUACCGUUGUUUAUUUGCUGUUAUGGUCUUUGCCAAAGUAUUUAUACAGGUAAGUAGUGUUGUGUUACACAGCCAGUACUGCUGAUAGAUGAAUAUUUUUUGUGGGCUUUUACAUCCCCCCAAAUCUGCUUGGUGAAAUACCUAAAUCGGUGUAUUGUGUCCUCCCACAAACCCAGUCUCUGGUCAGUGUUACUGUGUUACUGUGACUAUACUGGACAAGCAGGUUUUCAUGGACUUAAUAGAGCUGUCAGUCACGGAGGAAGAGGGAGGCGUUAAGGAGAAGAAGGGCGCUCCUUGUUCUGCUGUGAGGGGUGAGGGAAGGCGUACAAGGGUGCAAGGCUGGUUGGCGGGGGGGAGAGUUGUCCUCCCUCACACAUUCCAAAGUUAUAACCUCAUUUCCUGGGUCGCCCAGUAUUCAGGGAGUCUCCGAGGUUACAGAUGACAUCAUGGUGGGGGGAGAAGAAGAGGAGGUGCGGAGAUGAGACAAUGCACCCACUCUGUAUAGGCCCCCGACUGAGGCUGUGGGGAUUGGAGGGCAGUCCAAGUACCAACCUAUAUAUUUCUUUUAUUAAGUAUAUUAAUAUAGUCUGUUAAGAGUUUCUAUAUAUUUCCCUUUGUUAUCAUAUUUUUUAAAAGAGGUGUUUACGUGUAUCAGUCAGGUAAUGAGAACAUAGCAGGCUGUCUGAUAUUUAAAUGUGUUGAGUGAAGAGAAAAAAAGCACCUGUGUUUCUCUUUGUGUCUGCACAAGGUAGGUGACGUCUGUCUGGGAUGAUCGAAGUGAAGAAACACCGCCACCUGUUGGCAGCACGUGUGACACACUGACCUAUUCUUCCACUUACACAGCCUGUGAAUCUCUUGCAGUGAAAUCAUUUAAUCUGAGUUAUACAUAUAUAUAUGUUAGCUAAUAGGCCUUUCCUUUAUCUACUGCUACUGUAAGCAAAGUGCCCGUUUAUAUGAGUCUGAAGUAUCCUAAAUGAAUAUUUUAAAAAACAGAUUAUAUUUCAAAGUGCAUACAGAAUAUAGUUUUCCAAAAAUAUUUGUACUACAGCUGGAUUAUGCAUGCGUUAUGUGGCCUCUGCUGUUGUAUGCUGCUCUCUAUCAUAUCAUUAAGAGUUUGUUUUUUCUGAAAAGAUCAACAUACAAGCAUAACUAGUGCAUGUGUUAUUAGAGUAGACUUAUAUGUGCACCUUUAUUGUCAAAGUACAGUCUACUCUGCCUCAAGACACUUUACACAGAUAUUUUUGUGUACCUUUGCUAUUGAAUUUCUUAUGAAUCUAUACAAAAUCGCUGUUUACAUUCUCAGUACUUUGAUAUUAAGUGUGCGAGUGAUCGUCAUCCUCUUCUUUAGUACUGGAGAAGCUUUCUUUGUUGUUGUGCCAGUGUUCCAGAUCAUUUUAAAGUAUAAAAUGUCAAAAUGUUUAUGCUUUCAAUAUUAAAUAAAACUGCUUUAAAUCA